UAACCUGGAACCCGGACACGGAUCUCAAAAACCGCUCUAACGAUUUUCCUAGAAAUUUAAUAGUUGGUGUAUAUCCAUGAGAAAAUAAUUACUAGCUCGUUGGCCACAAAGGAAAACUCUAGUUAAUAUUUUUUUCAAAGCUGGUUUGCGAACUAAUUGUAGAUCUAGAUCCAACAUCGGUUUUGAAAAGACUAUCGCGUUCGGGAAUUUCCGAGUUUAAGGCAUUAUUGUUUCAAGAGAUUAAUAAAUAAAUGUUCAGGAAAAUUUUUCGCAUCGUCUUCUAAGUGUAGAUCUAAUGUACUAUCAUUGGACUAUUCUAAAGUGUAGUAGAUAUAGUUGGCCUUCUUCAGUCAAAGAACGACUAUGGUUCAUCUUGAACACUUUUUCAUGUGACUGUGGAGCCUUAUUUUGGAGAGACACUCCCGUCCACAAAUAUCGCAGAGACAACGUAAUCUCGUCUUGCCCUAAUGAUGACAGCGACACAGACCAGGAUGUCAAAUACUCUUGUGAAAAUCUAGUUGAGACAAGCAAUCGAGUGUUGAUUAGCCCUGCAGUAUAUACCAACAUAUUUUGUUCCAUUUGUGCUACAAUGAGAUUUCCUUACAUCAAUAAGUGCGGAAUCUCUGGAGGUAGCACAGGCUUAAAUUUCAGGUCACCAUUUGACUUCAUUCUUAGUUCUGACGAAGACAUUACAGAAGAAAGUCAAUCAUACGUCAGUCUAAGUCCAGUGUGUCAGUCGUUUGAAUGGUCAUCUCCCAAGGGAAAAUGCCUACCGCUAUUCUGUUCCGAAGGGAAACUACUCGGUAACACAAGUUGUAAAACAGCAAUAUCCCAGAUUACUGGACUUGAAUAUACAAUUCAUAUUCUUUUACUACCUAAAGACACUAUGGACUCGGAGGACAUGUCAGGAAAUAAAACAAUUUCCACAGAAGAACUAUUUUAUGGAGUAGAAGCUGAGGUUACAAUUGUGUUCAAAGAUUUGAUCGAAAGCGCCUGGUUAAAUAUUGGUCUUGUGAUGGAAACAAAAAGUAGAACCAAUCAAAUUAAAUUUCUCUGGAUUGACGGAACAAUAUUAUCCACCAAAAAUAUUUCACGGGAUGAGUUUGAAAUUGUUACACUUGAACGACUUUCAUCUUUCAAUAUAAAAAACUUCAGCAUUGUACUAAAUAUGAAGAACAUUUAUGGAUACGUUGAUGGUGAGACGUACUGUCACAAAAUGAAAUCUACAUUUAUAAAUCUGGAUUGCCAGAUAUAUCAGUUUUCUCUGGUGGCAUCAUCCUAUGUGGGAGUCUAUCAGUCGUCAAGGACUCACCUUGAGUUAAAUCGUAUCCUUACUUGUAGAUAUGUGAAAUUUGAUCCAUCAAAUUAUACUCUCCACAUUGAUGAAACAUUUGCUCCGCCCCUGGUUACUAUCGUUCUUGAUCUUGAAGUUAUACAACUAAAAUUUACGUCCCCUGAAGACUUCAACAUGUUAUUUAUAGACCAAGAAAGUCAAGGGAAGUUACUGGUGUGUAAAGAGUUACUGGACACUGUUAGAUUUAGACUGAGUGCGACAAGGACUACACCUAUACAUAUGGUUAUUGAUGAUGUAACUAGAGCUGCUCAGUAUUAUUUAUCCUGUGUCUGUUUUGGGAUCUCCAUACUGUGUUUAACUCUAACUAUCCUGACCUACUCUCUGUUCUCAUCACUGCGAACUCUGGCUGGACAAAAUAACAUGUGUUUAAGUGUGACGCUCUUGCUGGCCCAAACCCUAUCCAUCGUUAAUAGAGCAGUGUCAGCACCUAGCCCACUGUGUACAGCUCUAGGUCUUAUGUUUCAUUUCGCCUGGCUGUGGACUUUCACGUGGACAUUCAUUUGCAGUUUUCGCAUGUUCAGAGUGUUUACGGCCAAGAAUAGGACAGUGUCCAGCAACGGGGCAGUUAGUUUGUUGAAGCGAGUGUUCUUGUCCAUCAUCUUCCCUUCCAUCGUCGUGACCAGUGUGGUUAUUUCCAACUACUUUGUGUCCAGUGCUAGGACAAUAGGAUAUGGGCUUUACAGGUGUUAUUUGGAUACAACAUUUUUAAUAGGCUUGGCCAUGGUUGGACCUUCAUCCCUGAUUAUCUUCUGUAACAUAAUUUGCUUUACCCUAACCGUAGUACAAGUACGUAGAGUUGGUCAACUGGUUUCCAAGGACGCCUUGAGGAAGGAAGGUCAUGAGAAUAUUGACGUCUAUAUUAAACUUUCAAGCAUGACUGGAUCAUUUUGGCUUUUGGACAUAUUAGCUGUAGCCAUUAAUCAAGACUUUUUGAGGUUUGUGUCUAUCAUUUUAAAUGGCCUCCAAGGAUUGUUCAUCUUCUUGUCCUACACUGCCAAUAGCAAGGUUCUCAAAUUAUAUCGUGGCUUACGGAACAAAGGGGACAUCAUCGCCACGUCUGCCAAAACUCAGUCAGAGAGAACAAACCCAAGUAGUCGGCAAAUAAAAUGACUGCUUCUUGCCAAGAAUAACUAAAUGAAGACAUGACGAACUCGUGUAAUAUUUAAUGAGAUUCAUUUUUGUUUAUGACGACUACAUUUUUACAAUCCAAACAAGAUUACAAAAGGAAUCAACACAAAGCCAGUAUUGUUCAUUCUCGCGCUAUUGUACAUGAGGUAGCAAUGUACUCCUGAAUUUGAAUGUAACACUAUUAUAGUAAGAUGACACCCAGGUGACAUGACUUCGAUUAUGUAUUAUUAGAUAUUUUAAAUGUCUAGGUCAGAGGUGUAGUGAGAAAAACGUGCACCCUGGGCAAGGUACUUUAUUGGCGCCCCAAGCGUUUUUUUCAUGACCAUCACAAAGAAAUAAAGGCUUAUAAAUAGAAUGUAUUUAAUACUACAGUGAUGCAAAUAACCUUAGAAUCUAUUUAGCUAACUCAAAUAUCUACAGUACUUUCACUUCUACAAAACACUCGCGACUAUUUUACUUGCUCAAAAGAACUAGGAUACUCCGUGGUGUUUCUUUUUUCUUAAAUCGAUGUUUCUAAAAUUCAAUCAUGAAGCGGUAUCAAGAAUGUAUUGUAAUUAAUAUAAACCUGUAGGAAGUCUAUGAUUACACAAAAUCCUCCUCUACAUGGGUGUAAAAUAGAAUGUAAAACUCCUCAAGUUGGUAGGUGUAAUAUACUAAGUCAAUUCAUAACCUUAGAAACAAGGCUUUAUUUCAAUAAAACACGACUGAUACACACAAUAACACAGUACAGACUGGUCACGAUUCACAGACUACGAUAAUGCGAACACGAUUACAAAUACUAGCACGAUUACAAGCACGGGUAACACACAAGUUCAUUUAACGAUCACUCCAUUCACCCCUCCUUUAUUUCUUUCUGGGUCUUAGGUUAUAACCAUGCGUAUGAAGGGAAGGAUCCGGAGGUAUCUCUGGCGUAGACUUUUCUCCUUGCAAGUCGUAACUGUCCUGUACGGGACUCGAGUCAAUAUUGGCCUCUGGCAUUGGGUGGCUCCCCUGUGAGUCACUGAUGACUUCUGGCUGGUUGUACAUCAUUGGGGUGGGACUCUGUGAAUUACUGAUAGUUUCAGGCACGUAGCGACUCCCUGGUGAGAGAUCCAAAGAGUCACCGACCUCUUGAGGCAGAAUACCGUUCUCUGGUUCGAAAUAGUCGUUCGUGGAACUUUCCUUUGGCGCCAGGUGCCUAAGCGACACUGUCUCCUCCCGGCCGUUUGGAAAUCGUAUAUGGGCGUACUGUGGGUUGCAGCUAAUAAGUUCAACCUCUUGUACCAAUGGGUCAAAUUUUGAAGAUCUUACAGGGGAUUUUAGUAAUACUUUGCCUGGGUUCUGUAGCCAAGUAGGCAAGGAUGUUCCCGUUGGCGAUCUUCUGUUGAAUUUGAAGAUCCGUUCGUGUGGAGUUUCAUUAGUAGAAGUACACAGUAAUGAUCGAAUUGAGUGAAGUGCCUGGGGCAACACAGAUUCCCACUGUGAUAGUUCCAACUUCCCUGAGUCCAAUGCUAAUAAAAUAGCCUGCCACAAUGUUUUAUUCAACUUUUCAAUUUGCCCAUUUCCUUUGGCAUUAUAGGGCGUUGUCCUGCUAGUGGCUAUGCCCUUAGAAUGUAGAUAUUCUGUAGUUUCUGUGGACAUAAAUGAUGUGCCACGAUCAGAGUGGAUGUAACUGGGUGUUCCAAAGAGGAAAAAUAACUGGUCGAAGCACUUUAUUACUGUCUUAGAAGUCAUAUCAGGACAGGGAAAAGCGAAUGGAAACCGAGAAUAUUCGUCAAUCAUUGUUAACAAAUACUUGUUGCGAGUAGCUGAUGGCAAAGGACCUUUAAAGUCAACACUUAUUCUUUCAAACGGCUGUGUGGCCUUGAUGAGCGUACCUGCAAAUUCCUUAUAGAAUUGCGGUUUAAUUCUAUUGCAGGUUCUGCAUUGUUGAAUGGUCUGUCUGACCUCUUCAACCGAGAAGGGUAAGUUCUUUGACCUGACAUAAUGUAGAAGUCUAGUGACACCUGGAUGACACAGGUAGUCAUGGUACGUCUUCAGGCUACUUUGUUUCGUCAUGGUUGCACAGUGCCCUCUAGACAAGGUGUCUGCUGCUGUGUUGGCGUUCCCAGGUCUAUACUGUAUAUCAAACUUGAAGUUUGCCAGUUCCAAUUUCCACCUUUGUAUCUUAUCGUUUUUAAUUUUCUUGUCAUGAGUGUCUUUAAAUAUGUAUGAAAUAGACCGCUGGUCCGUAAUAAGCGUAAAAUGAUUGCCACACAAAUAAUGCUUCCAUUUGCGUAUGGCUUCAAUUAUUGCAGUGGCUUCUUUCUCUAUGGCAGACUGAUGCCUUUCAGUAGGUGAAAGAGUUCUAGAGAAGAAUGCAAUAGGUCUUCCCUCCUGAUUUAAAGUGGCAGCUACUGCGAUGUCAGAAGCGUCAGUUUCCACAAUUAGAGGAUGGUCAUACUUUAUGGUGAAAAUUGCUGCUUUCUGCAAUUCUUCUUUCAAGUCUUCCAACGCUGUUUUUACUUCUGUAGGUACAGGAAAAAUUUGAUUUUUCAUUAUAGGAUACAUUUUGUCGGAGAAAUUUGGUAUCCAGUGAGCAUAAUAUGCCAAAAGUCCUACAAUCCUUUUCUGAGACUUCAGAUCUUUUGGAGGUGGCAAAUCUCGCAGAGCUUGAAAUCUAUCAGGGUCCGGCUUUAAAUGCCCUUUGGAUAUUUCAUAUCCAAGAAGCUUUACCUUCUUAGUAGCAAAUACACUUUUACUUUCGUUGAAAGUUAUUCCGUAUUCCAGAGCUACCUUCUGAAAAUGCAACAGAUUUUUGUUAUGGGAGUCUACAUCUGUACCACAUAUUGUUACAUUGUCGACAUAGGCAAACGUGUCAGACAACUUUUCUUUUGCUAUAAUAGUGUCUAUGGUUUUCUGGAAGCAAGCUACACCGUUAGUGACCCCAAAGGGUAUUCUGCAAAACUGGUAGAGUUUACCACAAGCUUCGAAGGCUGUGUAUUUUUUUUCGCUCUGUUGGAUAGGUAUUUGGUGAUAAGCACUCUCCAGAUCCAAUGUGCUAAAGAUUUCAUACCUGGAAAUUUUCUCCACCAUUUCAUCCACUCUAGGCAUGGGGUAAGCGUCCAGGUAAGUAAAUCUAUUUAUAGUUUGGCUAUAAUCAACGACCAUUCGCUUUUUGUGCCGCUCAUUGGUCGUGACAAGGACUUGAGCUCUCCAAGGUGAUUUGGAAGGUUCAAUGAUACCGUUUCGUAUCAAUUUCUCAACUUCAGCUUUAAUAAAUUGUGUGUCUUGGAAGGAGUAACGACGAGAUUUAGUAGCUAUAGGUCUGCAAUCAGGGGAUAAAUUUGCAAACAAUUGUGGUGCCUCUACCUUAACAGCAUUGAGCGAGCAGACAUGAAAUGCAGGUCGACCACCGUUGAAUGGAAUUAUCAGUUCUUUGUGUAAUGCAAGGAAAUCUAACCCAAGCACUACAUCAGUGCAAAGUUCAUCUAGUAACGAAAGUUUGAAUUGAUUGUAAACUUCCCCUUUGUAUUUUAGCGAUGCAAACGUGUGGCCUCUUGUGACGCUUGACAGUUGAGAUGACGCCAUAGAAAUUUUGUGCUUUGAACGUGUCACUGACCAAUCGUACUCUCUUGGUAUGUUUGAAGAAAUGUAGCUUUCCCCGCUACCUGUAUCAAUUAGGGCUUUUAGGUUCACGCCAUUUACAGAGAUGUGUACUGUUGAUUUAGUUAAACCAGGUACAGACGAAGUAGCAAUUAGUGAUGUUAGAUGUGUAGAGUCCUUAAUGCAGCUACAAUCUUUACAAGAUUGUCUUUUAAUCUCGUGGCUAGGAGAUGUUUUGACUUUUGUUUUGGUUAUAGGAGUGUUGUGAGACCUGCAAACCUUCGAUAAAUGUCCAUUUUUCCCGCACGAAUGACACAUGCAGUCUUUGGCAGGGCAUUUCGCUCUGAGAUGCCGACUACCUCCGCAAAAGAAACAUUUAGUAUUCACUGUUGCGAUUGUUUCUGAGUCCACCAUUUCUUCGGUUGAGAUUGCCAAUGACGAAAGGGAUGACUCUACCAAUUGAGACGGAGUACUAAACGAACUGGAUUCUUUUUGGGCCAUGUCGAGAGUCUUGGCAAUAUCUAAAGCCAUUUUCAAGUCAAGGGAUCUUUUCUCAAGUAGCCUCUGUCUAAUUACACUCGAACGCAUGCCGCUAACAAAGGCAUCGCGAAUGGCGUCCUCUUCAUUUUUGUCAGCACUGACAGCUCGGAACUGACAAUCUCUGGCCAUCACUCUCAGCUUGUGUACAAAUUGAUCAAGACUUUGAUCGACUUCUUGUUUGCAAGUUGCAAGCAAAUGUCUGGCCAAUGUUUCAUUAGGGGCCUUCACAAAUAAAUUCUCAAGAAUAGAUUUUGCUUCUGAGUAUUUAGAACAGGUAGAAAUGUACUGAUAUAAGGAUGGAGACACAAAGUUGCAUAGCAGGUCAAACUGUUCGCUUUCACUAGCCCCUACCUUCGUUGCGAAUCUGUCAAAACAAGAAAUCCAAUGUUUCCAUGUAACUGAAGCAUUAGUUGAACUAGGAUCAGCAUCCAGUCUAUUGGGACGCAAAAACUUGUCCAUUUAAGAAUGGUUUUAUUGAAAUAAAUUGUAAUAUACUAAGUCAAUUCAUAACCUUAGAAACAAGGCUUUAUUUCAAUAAAACACGACUGAUACACACAAUAACACAGUACAGACUGGUCACGAUUCACAGACUACGAUAAUGCGAACACGAUUACAAAUACUAGCACGAUUACAAGCACGGGUAACACACAAGUUCAUUUAACGAUCACUCCAGUAGGCUUUAUAAAUGUGUGAAAAAAACAAACGUUUAGGCCUAUCGUUAUUUAAAAUGUGUCUCUUCUAUCAAAUCAUUUUAUAAUGACAUGGUAAAGCCAAGAACUAAUCAACCUAUAACCACGUUUUUGAAAUAGGAUCCACAUAGAAAAUCAACUAUUAAGUGCCACAAAAUGAAUAAAAUGAGGAACUGAAAUUGACUCGACCUGUGUUAUCACUCAUCGAGAGCAAAGUUUUUAAUAUCAAGGAAUCGUUCUGGGGGACGUCUUGAACUUCACGCUUCAGAUUUAACCUGACCGAUAAAAGUGGAGGAAUUGGGUUCAUCGAAUGUCACAGCAACCCUGCGGUGAACGUCAAGGGACAGAGGAUGACGUCUUCAUAGUCCGAACCUAUAGACCUAUCAUUAGAAUUGUAUCAAGUGGAUUUAUACAUUCGGUUAGCCAGAUUUUUUGGUGGGAUGGGGGGGGGGCAAUAAGAUCGGUAUCAAAAAUGUUACUAUUUUUAAAUCUAGCGUUCAUUACUAAGAGGAAAAAAAAUCGCACUUCCAAAGAUUGGUCAGCUUUAUAAUAAAGGAAUUACCUUUUCGUUUAUUAUUUACACUUUUAAUUAUAAUUUUUCUAUUGUUACGAUACCUCUAGUCAAGUCAUAACUUCAUUGAGGGCGAAACCUGGAUACUGAUCUUAAAAACGGCUCUAACGAAUUUUCUACACAUUUUAACACUUGAUGUAUAUCACUUAAAAAAUAAUGACUAGCUCGUUGGACAUAAGGGGAAAACGUUAGUUUGACCGUCAUAAUCUUCAAAGUAAUAAUAAUAAAUGUAGAUUUGGCUCAAGAACUAGACUUAGAUCUAGAGCUAACAUCGGUUUUGAAAGGACUACCGCGAUUGGGAAUUUUUGUAGGCCUAUCAUUGGAAUUAUUCAAUGAAAAAAAACUUGUAAUCAGAAGUAGUUUACCGAUAACUGAGUAAUUUACUACAUUUAAAAUUGCUUUAAGUUUAUUGUUUAAAGUAAAUCGUAUACAAAUUACAUCUAGGUUUAAGAUCAAGAAGUAGAUCUAGGUCUAAACUAGAUCUUAAGAGUUCUAAAUGAGAAAUGAACAAUUAAAAACUUCAAUUUUCCUUCUAGAACAUACGCCAAUAUUCCAUGACAUUCACAAAGCACGGUAAAAUAGCAAGUGGUUUAAAAACAAAAGAGGCGGUGCUAAACAUAAUUAUUAAAAGUUCUAAUAAAUGUACAAUGACGGUGAACACUCGAAAACGAUGGCUCCUGUCAAUGGUUUAGAUCAAGUGUCAGCAAAACAAUUUUGGUGGCAUCGAUACAAUUAUGUGCAGCUGUUCAUCUGUCAUGACUGCAGCUAAUUAUUUGUUCUGCUAAUGUUAUAGUCUGGGAGUUAAUGACCUGACAAAUGAGGGACUCAUUACAUAUAUAUAUACCUCCUCCUUGGUCCUCGAAGAUGAGCACAUCUCUCAUUCCCAAUGAAUUAGAAAAUGACUGUAACGUCCAAUCCUCGCAUGGGUAAGUUGCGUCUACUUCAGAUAGACCCGCUUCUCAUUACAACAGAUACACAAAAAGGCCCAAGCAGGAAUCUCUCUUUAGUUUUAUCUCAUGGAACUUUUUAAAAAUAAAACAUUUGUAAGUUUUAUAGAAGAAUCGAUUUCAUGCUUUGAUUUAUUUCUAUACAAAUAUUGCAUUAUGGUAUGUAUCAAUAAAUCAAUGUAUUUGUCAUUUCUUGAA
Messenger RNA from Biomphalaria glabrata, 8991 nucleotides. RefSeq names its product adhesion G protein-coupled receptor E3-like. The transcript has 8 exons. The record is from RefSeq and is a predicted model, not a curated record. Gene Ontology annotation, molecular function: G protein-coupled receptor activity. Gene Ontology annotation, biological process: G protein-coupled receptor signaling pathway; cell surface receptor signaling pathway. Gene Ontology annotation, cellular component: membrane. Bases 296 to 2464 code for a protein of 722 amino acids. Lineage: Eukaryota; Metazoa; Mollusca; Gastropoda; Planorbidae.